Messenger RNA from Fusarium tjaetaba, 3615 nucleotides. RefSeq lists its product as uncharacterized. The record is from RefSeq and is a predicted model, not a curated record. The transcript is spliced from 4 exons. Lineage: Eukaryota; Fungi; Ascomycota; Sordariomycetes; Hypocreales; Nectriaceae. The coding region runs from base 1 to 3615 and encodes 1204 amino acids.
AUGAAGUCCUCAGCUUUACAACUCCUGGCCCUGGCAUCUUUUGCGCCGUGUCUUAUCUCUUCUCAGGAUGCUCCUCUUCCACCUGAAGAUCCUGCAAGCACAUCGCUUGUGUUUGUGACCCACGGCCCGCCAAGGCCUGUUAUACCUUUGCCUGGAGAAUCAUCAACUCCUUUGGCAGAUCAGCCACCCGAGAGUCUCAGUGAUGUCGGUGGCAGUGCUUCAUCUGCUGCAACAUCUGCCAGUCAAGAUGAGGACCUAUCAGCCAUUGAUGACAACGAUCAGCCCGUCGUUUCUCAGACCCCGGCGCCUUCAGAUAUAGAAAGCACUGUAACUCAGGACGUUCCUGUGCCCUCCCAGGCUACCUCAGAAGUUGCCGAUCCCAAGUCCACUUCUGAUGAUGAUGGGCCGCCUGUGACAGCUGCUCCUGGAACGGAAACAGAAGGAGAGCAAGCGACUGUCACAGGAAGUGAUGACCAGGUCAUAACUUGGAGUGCGGUCCGAGACCCUGAACAUACAGACAACACCAAAACAAUAACUCAGACUGAUGAUGACGGAGCCAUUGUCCCCAUAUUCCCUGGAGGUUGGAAGUGGAUCCGAAUUGACGGUCUCAAAGGUGGACCAUUGCCGACCGGCAAUCCCAAGCCAAUAGACACUGGUAAAGAUGACCCCAAGGAUGAUAACAAAGACGACGACGACGACGAUGAUGAUGAGGAUGAUGAGGAGGAGGAAGAGUGCACUACCACUGCUCCACCAAAGUGCACUUUGACUCUCUCAUACUACACAGGCGAAGACGGCGAGGGAACGAGCACCCGAAUCGGUAGUUGUGCCCCGGUCACAGGAUGCGUUUCCAGUGAACAAAGCACAACAACCACUACAAUCGCCUCAGAUAUCCCUCGCAUUACCGGUGUGUUAGAGAAAGAUAACUUCGGAAGGGAGGAUGUUGAUCUGGGCCCCAUGGAUGAAGAUACCGUGAGGUACUUUGCGGAAAUGUUCAAGAAAUGGGGCAUAUCAGGCAACAGCACAGACACUGAGCCACCUAAGCCCUCUUGCGAUAUGUAUGCCCAUGGCGCUGAUGCUGACUGCAUGGAGUUGUUUUCGGCCUCCUUCUGCGAUACUGUGAAAGAGGGUAAUAACCAGGCUGUUUCAACAAACCUCACGUACCAGGAUGUUGCGGGAGAUUCCAAGAGGGCUGUCGCAACUGGCGCAGAGAGAAGAAAUCUUUGGCGCCGACAGUCUAAAUGCUCAUCACAUGAAUUCGACUUUGAGUGGACUGGCGGUGAUGGCUCCUGCGAUCUCUCUUGCUCCAAAGCAUACUCACAGCUUCAAAGCCAGUGUCACAGGUCACUUUGGUUUGCCGGGUUGGCUACAAAAGGAAGCAUAGAUGUCGGCUGUGGGACUUACAGCUAUCGCGUCUCCAAGAAGGCUGACGUAAAGCUCGAGAUCCACAAUCUGCAGUGCAAUAACGAGGACGACUUUCGGGGUCAUGCUGACAUUUCAAGUGGCGCUGCUUAUGAUGCGAUUUUCGACGCAUGCACACACGCUGACCAAGAGAAUUUAUACAUGACGCCUGACUCGAAGCCGUAUGUGAAGGAAUUCAAGGACGACGACAGUACCAAGCACCGUGUUACAUGGUCUUGGGUCGACGGGUGCAGUAUGAAGAACGAGAAGGUCAACGUCUUGGAUCCGCUCGAUGAAGGGAUAUUGUCGAUGGGUGUUCAUCGCUGCGUUAUGGUCCUCUUAAAUGCUCGGUAUAAAUGCGAAGACGAGAAUGGUGGCGUGGGAGCUUCAGAAGAUGUUGGCUGUGUUCGGUACAAGCUAGAUUCUGUGUUUGAUAACUUUGACGGGCCUCGCUCUAUGCCCAAGUUCCACAAGUACCUUCCAUCCUCGUCCAACGCCUCUGUCAUCAUCAUAACCCGUCGUCAGGAUGUUGUGAAUCUCAUUUCGUGCGAAACGUCAAUAGAAGUGGCAGCCAUGAACGAAAGCGAUGCACUGGAACUUCUACUACAAACAUCCAAAACCACUCUACCCAAACAACAGGACCGCCAAAGCCUUACCGCUGCCCGUCAAAUCUUCGAAGCUCUUUGGAAGAAUCCGCUUGCUAUCGUCCAGGCGGGCUCGUACAUUAAUCGCUCCCGACUGGACUUUGUCGCCUUUUCAGGUUUACGUGAGGAUCGGGCGAGGCUUCUUCUCGCAAAAUCAUCGACAAUAGAGUACUUCAACACCCAGGAAGGCUCCGGCAUACCCAUAGCCAUCACACUUCUCACGGCCUGGGAUCUCACUCUCAGCCACCUCGAGAACGAGGUGGGAGGUGCCCCCAAGGCUCAUAAAGAUGACCUGUUGAAUCUCUUUGCCUACCUUCCAUCUCGGAGCUUUUCAGAAUCAUACCUCGUAUCAUUUUGCUCCAUAAUGGAGCCGUGGGGCACGACUGAUGCCAUGGCGAAAGAGCCGGGUUCAUUUGUUACAUCAUGUCUCCAAGCCUGGGACUCGCGUGCAUUCUCUGACAUCUUGGCAGAGUUCUACGAUCUUGGGCUCAUACAAGAGUAUAAACUUGACAAGGACGGAUUUUAUGUCGGGGAAAUACCAGUCAUGGUUCAGGAUUGCGUGCGUCUUCGGCUUCCUUGCGAGACCAGGAGCAAGUAUGAACGGCUGUUUGCUGAUAUUAUUCUUCACUCCGAUAAUUCACCGAGACACUCACCUACAGAUGGGACUAACCUCGAAGACUGGCAAGGUACGGUCAUGCAUCUCAUUAAGUCAUGGGACAUGCCUCUGUGGGAAGAGCAAAUCGCCAAACUUGUGCUCAAUAUCUGGAAUUCGGGCGAUGAAUAUGGUUUUGAUUUCGCCAAAGAAUAUCUCAGUCUCUCUGAGGUGAUUGAGGAUCUGGCCUCAGAGGUUUUAUCAUUCCGGUCGUUUUUGAAAGACGCGCAUUCUUUAGAUAACCUGAGGAACAAGAUCAUAUGCGUGGCUAAGCUCUUCCCUAAAGGAGUUGAUGAAGAGGCCACCGAUAACUUCCUCCCGCAUCUAGAAAGUGAAAGCGAGGGAUGGAGUGACUUCACACAGGCUUUGCUCGCAGACGUGAUCAAGUGGUUGUUGCCAGUAAUCAAGUUCGUCGGCCCGCUUUCUCCGAGCUUUAUUGACCCAAUACGCUUCAUGGGUAAUAUUCUCAUUUCCCGAUCGAGACGCCAGCAUGCUAUCCAAGGUUUCCAACUAUUAAAGGGCGCUUUCAUAGCCAUCGGGUCUCAAGAGAAAUUUUGCCCAGUUGAGAUUGAGUGCCUGGAUGCCCUUUGUCAGGCUAGUAUCGCCUGCGGAGAGUAUGAGACGGGCGAAGUAUUAGCCAGGAUUCUCAUUGGCCGUUACAUCAGUGAGGACGAGGGAGGAAGAUUGCCAUACGCAAUGCUUCAUCUCGGGAUAUCCUUGUACUUUAUCGGGAAUAAGGAUAGGGAGGCGGUCAAUGUCCUCGAGGAGGCAUCGAAUAGUUUUACCGUGAUCCUGGGAGACACCCACCUUGACAAGCUCAGGUGCGAUGCGCGCCUUGCUUGGGCCUUGCCCUGGAUAAAUAAGCCGAGACGAGCUCUCGGGGUCGCGACCAAGACCUUGCGAACAGUUCGAGAGUACUAA